AGGGAGAUUUUAUUGCUUCUUUGUAGCCUACUUACUGCUCACUAGACAUGUUAUGGAGUAGCCUACCAUAUAAAUACCAUAGUUACCGUUACGUUGAAGUAGGUGCAUCGGCGUAUAUUUUUCACUACACUAGCUAUUCUAUCCUUCCAAAUUUUAAUAUCCUCAAUUUGAUGUCGAUUUGAGACUAGCAUUUAUAGUUGCUGUUCCCGUAACGAUGAGGCUUACCAUCUCAGUGUUUGAUUACACAAGAUUGUAACUUAGCAGUGCGGUCCACUCCCACGGAGGGAUACCAAGAGAUCGCUUGAGUCUAGGGAACACGAUUGGAGAAUUCUUGCGUGUUCGAUAAAUGGUAAAUGUAGGCUACCCAAACCUUUCCAAUUGCCUAGCAUGAUGAUGAACCACAGAGGAAGACGCCUAAGCUCUGAGUGUUUGGAGUUACACGUACUCUGUGUGCCUAUUGAACUGUGGAAUUCAAAAAGAAACACAAUUUCAUCUGAAGUCAUUGAUAAUUUCAUAUCUGCAGGGCUUAUAAGGGUUUAUCCAGAUAUCACACUGAAAGCACUUAGAGAUGAACUUGGGGUCCUACUUGGUGGAGACAUCAUAAUUGACAGAUACUCCUUCCUAAAAUGUGUUGGUAGAAGUCUGGCACUGGUCAAGCCCAAACAAGAAAGAGAACUCAAAGUAAAAGCCUUCUCACCUCCCUAUGCCCCUUAUCCUGAACUGUACCUGUUGCCCUCUUUUCUGGACACCAGUGGAAGCACGCGGUCACACUCACACACCUCAGAGAUGCAGAGUUACAGCUCAAACCCACACACCAGCUUUCGCUCAGAGCCAUUAACAUCAAUAGCCACGGAAUCAAAAGAGCCUGUCCGGUUUCCUGAAAUAAAAAAGCUGUCCAAUCAGCCUCCAACUCUUAGUCUGGAUGGUGAUGGUGGCGGUGUUGACGAUGAUAGCUUAAUUUCCAGUGAGGACAAAGAGGAAGAUGGUUCUUCUUACAAUUCAGGAUGGGGAGAAGACCACAGCCAAAACGAGAACAUUCGUGAGCAGCUUCAUACCAAAAAAGGAAAUCCCGACAAGUUAUGCCCAGCCAGAACGGUCAGUUCGGCAACAAAGAAAUGUUCCACAAAGAGAAUCCAAACCAGAGACUCAGGAGUGCCUGACUCCGUGGAGGAUGUGGACAGCUUAUCUCUCAACCAAGACAGAAAAUACAGAGACAACAAAAACAACAGAAUCGAGUAUACAAAAGAGUGUUCUCCAACAGCAGCUUCCUCCUAUAUAAUCACUGCAAGAAAACCUGUGGUCACCGUCUUCUCGACUAACAGGCAGGAGCUACUGGAGGAAGUCCGAAUGGUGAUGGAGGAGAGAAAGCAGUUGGAACGGAUUAGACAAGACCUUCUGAGGAAGGGCAAAGACCUUCUGGCUCUCAACAGACACCGGAGGAAUCAAGCUCGUAAUGGCUGGAAGAGGAAAUAUUUUGAUACCAAGAAAGCUACGGCACCCCUGGAAGAAAGCCUGAAGAAUGUCCGGCAGGAACUGGAGACUUUCUACAACAAACUCUUGCAACAGCUACAAGCGAGAGAAGGCAGAAAGAAACACAGACGUCUGGGGAAAGUCUCCAGCAUUAAAAAUGAUCUGAUCAUCCAGAUUAUGACAGAGAGCUACGAAAUAGAUGAUUUAAGAAGGAAGGUAGAAGACUGCAAAAUGAAACUGGAAACAGAGCAGAAGCUAAGAGUACAAGCGGCCACAGAACGACAAACACUGAAGGCUGAGCUGGCUUCAAAGAAAUCACAGCCUUCUGUCUACAAGUCACCUGUAGAUGUUGGAGGCAGCGGGCAGCAGUAUACCAAACCUCCUGCAGUGCAGAAACAAGCCUGACCCAUAGGAAAUCGGACCAUAGAGCUUGAACAUAUUUCAGUAAAAAUAUUUAAAGGCAUAAUCUGUGAUCCAAAACCCUUUUUUUCCCUUUAAAUCUAUAGAAUUGCUCAUC
Messenger RNA from Alosa sapidissima (American shad), 1987 nucleotides. It is a transcript of the gene spata1, whose product is annotated as spermatogenesis associated 1. Bases 388 to 1875 code for a protein of 495 amino acids. NCBI's taxonomy places the organism in Eukaryota, Metazoa, Chordata, Actinopteri, Clupeiformes, Clupeidae. The transcript is spliced from 12 exons. The record is from RefSeq and is a predicted model, not a curated record.